AUGGCUUCUGGGAUCCGGGGCUCGGUGGCCCGGGGCCUGGGGGAGGACCUGGAGCAGCCUUCCGAGCUACAGGAUGACUCCAGCUCUUUGGGGUCCGACUCCGAGCUGAGUGGGCCCAGCCCAUAUCGCCAGGCUGACCGCUAUGGCUUCAUUGGGGGCAGCUCAGCAGAGCCAGGCCCGGGUCAGCCCCCUGCAGACCUCAUCCGCCAGCGGGAGAUGAAGUGGGUGGAGAUGACCUCACACUGGGAGAAGACCAUGUCCCGGCGGUACAAGAAGGUGAAGAUACAGUGUCGCAAAGGCAUCCCCUCAGCCUUACGAGCCCGGUGCUGGCCCCUACUGUGUGGGGCCCACGUGUGUCAAGAGAACAGCCCUGGCACCUAUCAGGAGCUAGCCUUGGCCCCUGGAGACCCCCAGUGGAUGGAGACCAUCGGCAGGGACCUGCAUCGCCAGUUCCCUCUGCAUGAGAUGUUUGUGUCGCCCCAGGGUCACGGGCAGCAGGGGCUCCUGCAGGUACUCAAAGCCUACACCCUGUAUCGGCCGGAGCAGGGCUACUGCCAGGCCCAGGGCCCUGUGGCCGCUGUGCUGCUCAUGCACCUACCUCCGGAGGAGGCCUUCUGGUGCCUAGUGCAGAUCUGUGAGGUCUACCUCCCGGGCUACUAUGGGCCCCACAUGGAGGCAGUGCAGCUGGACGCCCAGGUGUUCGCGGCCCUGCUGCGGCGGCUGCUCCCACGCGCGCACAAGCACCUGCAGCAGGUGGGCGUCGGGCCCCUGCUGUACCUGCCCGAGUGGUUCCUGUGCCUCUUCGCCCGCUCCCUGCCUUUCCCCACGGUGCUGCGCGUCUGGGAUGCCUUCCUCAGCGAGGGCGUAAAGGUGCUGUUCCGUGUGGGGCUGACACUGGUCCGCCUGGCGCUGGGCACCACCGAGCAGCGCCUGGCCUGCCCGGGGCUCCUGGAGACACUCGGUGCCCUUCGAACCAUCUCCCCGGCCCAGCUGCAGGAGGAGGUCUUCAUGUCCCAGGUGCACAAUGUGGCCCUGUCUGAACGAGACCUACAGCGUGAGAUCCGCGCCCAACUGGGCCAGCUGCCCACGUCAGCACCCGGACCGCCACCUCGGCCACAGGCCCGCCUUGCGGGAGCCCCAGCCAUCUUCGAGGCCCAGCAGCUGGCAGGGGCUCAGGGGGGCUCCAAGCCUGGCCCCCCGGUGCCCCGCAUCGUGGUGCAGCCCCCUGAGGAGCCCAGGGUGCCUCGGCGCAAGCCCCAGACCCGCGGCAAAACGUUCCAUGGACUCCUGGCGCGGGCCCGGGGCCCCCCCCUGGAGGGCUCCCCCAGGCCCCAUCGGAGCUCCACCUCCUUCCUGGACACGCGCUUUUAA
Messenger RNA from Orycteropus afer afer, 1371 nucleotides. RefSeq names its product TBC1 domain family member 10C (gene TBC1D10C). The transcript has 9 exons. The record is from RefSeq and is a predicted model, not a curated record. Lineage: Eukaryota; Metazoa; Chordata; Mammalia; Tubulidentata; Orycteropodidae. The coding region runs from base 1 to 1371 and encodes 456 amino acids.